AAUAAGUAAUCGAAAAUAUUCGAUAGCCCACACAACCCUGAUAAUUGUGCAAAGAAAAGGUGAAAAAAGAGAAAAUUGUAGAAAAAGUUCAAGUAAUUUUCGAGUGAAUUAGUUUUAACGCACAUCCCAAUUAUCAACAAAAAGUGGAAAGAAGAGCUGCACAAUGACGUGGGAACCACAAGGAGACGGUCUGCAGCAGAUCAUUGCGAUCUUGAAAGAAUCUCAAUCCCCGGACACAGCGACCCAAAUGGCCGUACAAAUGAAACUGGAGGAAUUCAAUCGGUAUCCAGACUUCAACAAUUAUCUCAUCUAUGUGCUGACAAAACUAAAAACGGAAGACGAGCCGACACGCUCACUGAGCGGCCUCAUCCUAAAGAACAACAUCCGCAUGCAUGGCAGCAAUCUGCAGCCAGAGAUCGUGGAGUACAUCAAACACGAAUGCCUGCAGGCGGUGGGCGAUACCUCGCCCCUAAUACGGGCCACAGUGGGCAUUCUGAUCACGACGAUUGCCAGCAAUGGUGGGCUCCACAACUGGCCCCAGCUGCUGCCCUCGCUCUGCGACAUGCUCGACAAUCCAGACUUUAAUGUGUGCGAGGGUGCAUUUAGUGCUCUGCAGAAGAUAUGCGAAGAUUCCGCCGAGAUAUUGGACUCGGCUGCCCUGAACAGACCCCUGAACGUAAUGAUUCCCAAGUUCUUGCAGUACUUCAAGCACUCCAGCCCCAAGAUCCGUUCCCAUGCGAUUGCUUGCAUCAAUCAGUUCAUCAUCAAUCGCUCCCAGGCGCUGAUGAUCAACAUUGACAGCUUCAUUGAGAAUCUGUUCCACUUGUCGUCCGAUGAGGAUCACGAGGUGCGCAAGAACGUCUGCCACGGUCUCGUCAUGCUGCUCGAGGUGCGCAUGGAUCGAUUGAUGCCACACAUGUCGCAGAUCAUAGAGUACAUGCUGCUGCGCACCCAAGACUCUGACGAGGGUGUCGCCUUGGAGGCAUCCGAGUUUUGGCUGUCGCUGGCCGAGCAGAGCAUCUGCAAGGAUGUGUUGGCCCCCUAUUUGGCGCAGCUGGCGCCCAUACUGGUGCGCGGCAUGAGGUAUUCGGAGAUUGAUAUUAUCCUGCUCAAGGGCAACGUGGAGGAGGAUGACAUGGUGCCGGAUCGGGAGGAGGAUAUUAGGCCGCGAUUCCACAAGUCCCGCACACACACGAUCAAGAGUGGCCAGGAGGCGGGCGGUGGAGGGGCGGGUGCAGCCGGCGAGGAUGAUGACGAUGAUUACGACGAUGGCCUGGACGAUGACAGUUCGCUGUCGGAGUGGAAUCUGCGCAAGUGCAGUGCGGCCGCUCUGGACGUUCUGGCCAAUGUGUUCCGCGAGGAUUGUCUGCCCAUUGUGCUGCCCAUCCUAAAGGAGACGCUCUUCCACCAGGAGUGGGUGAUCAAGGAGAGCGGUGUCCUGGCCCUGGGCGCCAUUGCCGAGGGCUGUAUGCAGGGAAUGAUUCAACAUUUGCCGGAACUGAUUCCCUACCUCAUCAGCUGCCUGUCCGACAAGAAGGCCCUGGUGCGCUCCAUCACCUGCUGGACACUGUCGAGGUACGCCAAUUGGGUGGUCGGCCAGCCGCACGAUCAAUACUUGAAGCCCCUCAUGGAGGAGCUGCUCAAGCGCAUUCUCGACUCGAAUAAGCGCGUGCAGGAGGCAGCCUGUUCGGCCUUUGCCACCCUCGAGGAGGAGGCAUGCACGGAGCUGGUGCCCUACCUGGAGUACAUCCUCAAGACGCUCGUCUUUGCCUUCUCCAAGUACCAGCACAAGAAUCUGCUGAUCCUAUACGAUGCCGUUGGCACCCUGGCCGAUUCGGUGGGCCACCAUCUAAACAAGUCGCAAUACAUUGACAUUCUGAUGCCGCCACUGAUCGACAAGUGGAAUCUGCUGAAGGACGACGACAAGGAUCUGUUCCCACUGCUGGAAUGCCUCUCGAGCAUUGCCACAGCGCUGCAAUCCGGCUUUCUACCCUACUGCGAUCCGGUCUACAGGCGCUGCAUAUCCCUCAUUGAGCAAACAAUUAACCAGGAAAUGCUUUGCAAACAGAAUCAAGCGUUCGAGCAUCCGGACAAGGAGCGCAUGAUUGUGGCAUUGGAUCUGCUGUCGGGCCUAGCCGAGGGUCUGGAUCGUCACAUUGAGACACUGGUGGCCAAUAGCAACAUAAUGCAUCUGCUCUAUCAAUGCAUGCAGGAUGUUCUCCCCGAGGUGCGCCAAUCGUCAUUUGCACUGCUGGGAGAUCUAACCAAGGCCUGUUUCCCCCAUGUGCAUCCAUUUAUGGCCGAAUUCUUUCCCAUUUUGGGCCAAAAUCUGAAUCCCGAUUUCAUUUCGGUGUGCAAUAAUGCCACUUGGGCCAUAGGAGAGAUUUGCAUGAAAUUGGGUGAGGAAACGAAGCAGUACAUCCAUCUAGUGCUCACCGAUUUGUUUGUUAUAAUCAAUCGACCGAAUACGCCCAAGACGCUGCUGGAGAACACAGCAAUAACAAUCGGUCGUCUAGGUUAUGUGUGCCCGGUUGAAGUGGCUCCUUAUUUGCCCGAAUUUGUACGACAGUGGUGCACAUCGUUGCGUCACAUCAGGGACAAUGAUGAGAAAGACUCGGCCUUUCGUGGCAUGUGUAAUAUGAUCACGGUGAAUCCAGCUGGCGUGGUGCCCGAUUUCAUAUUCUUUUGCGAUGCGAUUGCCUCGUGGGUGAAUCCGCCACAAGAUCUGCAUCAAAUGAUACAAAAGAUUCUCCAUGGCUUCAAGACACAGGUGGGUGAGGAAAAUUGGCGUCGAUUUGUGGAACAAUUCCCGCCAACACUGGCCGAGCGCCUGGUCACCAUGUACAACAUUUAAGGCGAAUCAAGGCACGUGGAGUGUUGCAGUGCGGAGUGGAGCAGACAGGAGACAGAGUUCUAAAAACUAGACAAUUAUGUACAAGCCAGCGUCGUAGCAACAACGUUUGCCCGGCUUCGUCUUAAUCUUUAACACAGCCCUAAGUUAUCCGAUUCGAUGCUGUUCGAAUGUUACGUUAAUUAAUUGAAAAUUGAAAACAGCAAAAAAACACACAUAAAACCAUAUAACCACACGCAUAACCACACACAUACUAUAUCGAUAUAUAUAUUAUAUCUUAUAGAGAUUGAGCUAGAUAUCCAGCAUGCAUGCAUAUGUAUAUCCAAGAGGAGAAGGAGAGAAAAUAUUAGGCAGAUCUUAGAUCUGGCAAGAGCUUCUUUAGGCAGUCCUGUCCUGUCCGUCUGUUCAGCUCAAGUAUCAAUAGAUGAAGUAUAUCCAUAGAUAGAAUGAUGUGUUCCGGUCGUACUUAACCGGAUGCAAGUGCUAUAGAGACAUAUACAUAUAUAUAUAGAUAUACCCAAAACAAUCCAACAAUACACUCAGCCACAGCCUCAAGAAAAAAUAGGGAAAUUAAUUGACGGGGCAAGCACACGGGUGUUGUGCCCCAAGCGGUAAUAUAAAUAUUAAAAAAUAACAAAUAAAACAACUCGAUCGUCGAAAACUCGUGUCGCGGUAAAUCAAUAAAAACAUAAACUGAAAGCGCUGGGCUAAUUGUGAAAUCAACAAAAAAAUGAAUAGAAAUUGCAAAAUGAAAGAAAUUAUGGAAAUGUUUCAGCUAAACCAAAACUCUUACAAAUCAAAAUAAAGACUGAUGAUCAAACAAAAAAAUAUAUAAAUAAAUAAAACAACACCAUAGAACAGCAUUCAUCAAGUAAAGAUUUGAAUUUCACAAUUAUUAACUUCAACGCUUUCAUGUAUUAUGAUAAAUAAUAAAAACAAACCAAAAAAUUCGUCGCGUUUCGGGUUCGUCGUCGCGUUCGCGUAAUCUCGCCGCUCUCGUCCGUUCGUUCGUAAAAUCGGUAAAUUCGGUAAUCGUCAAUCGUCACGUGGUAUUUCGUCGGGUAAACCAAAAAAAAAAUGGAAACAAAGAAAAGAAACAAAAAGAAAAUAAUACAAGGAUUACAAUAAUACAAAAAUGCAACUGUUACAGAUACAACAAUUUACUUAUACACUACACACACAUACACAUUACUACGGAUGAUAUUCAUAUACAAAAUUAUAGAUUUUCGUUUAAUUUAAAGAGAAGAAUGAAUAGGGAAAACAAAUUUGAGAUUAGGAUUUCGUUGAGUAUGAUAAUUUGUUGUUUUUGUGCGAUCUGAAUAACUGAAUACAAAAAACAAUUGACUGAUCACUUUUUAAAGUAUUAUUAUAUAGUUUUUUUUUUCGUUGUAUAGGGACAAGUGUAAUUAAAUUAAUCAUUAUGCGAGUACUACAUACAUCUAUACAUACAUAUAAUUUGCAUCGCAAACUUUUGCUUUCAUUUACGUUUUGUAUAGGCUUUCGUCUUUUGCGUAAGAUCCUUUUUCCCCUCCCCCCAAAAGAAUCAUUUCUAAUGUACAGAAAUUUGUAUGUUGUUUAUUUUUUUUACAAUUGUACUAUGAUUAGGGUGUAAAAACAAUGUACUACUAAAUGGAAACAAAAGUCUUUGAAAUUGUCGCGGAACAAAUGAAAAACAAAAACAAAAAAGAAUAGGGAGAAUAGAGAAACUAAAACCAAAACUCAGUCAGAAUAAAGUGAAGAUUAAGAAGAUAGCUGAUGAUGAUGAUGAAGAUGAUGAGUAAACCAAGUAAAUCUAAGUAAUAGUAUUAUGUAAUUAAAUGCAAA
Molecule: messenger RNA, 4675 nt
Organism: Drosophila subobscura
Lineage: Eukaryota; Metazoa; Arthropoda; Insecta; Diptera; Drosophilidae
Product: transportin-1-like
Exons: 10
Coding region: 164-2854 (896 amino acids)
Biological process (GO): protein import into nucleus
Cellular component (GO): nucleus; cytoplasm
Molecular function (GO): nuclear import signal receptor activity; small GTPase binding
Source: RefSeq, a predicted model, not a curated record